CUCUCUCUCUUUCUCUCCCCCCCUCUCCCUCGACUUGGUCUCUGUCAUUCAACUCUCGCGGACGCUGCGUCUCUCUCUCUCUCCCUCUCCCCCUCCUUUCGCCACCCCUCUCUUCGCUGGUCUCUCUAUUCUUUGAAUAUAUGUUAACAUAAUCGCGUCUCUCAUGUGCUGCCUUGGAUAGCACUGACGAGCGAAUGCACUGUAAGCGGAAGCAAAUGAGGCCUCGAAGGACCCCGAGUCGGACGCGAGUUGACCUUUCGGGCACGAGUCGAUUUGGGAGAAAAAGUUGAGCGUAUGUCGAUAUAUAGCGCAGGGUGGGGAAGCAGCUGAGAACCGAUAAGAAAACCCGGUGUAAACAGAGGAGAGUGAGGCCAUCUUGGAGCGAAAGGGAGACAGAACGAGUGGGAAGGGGAAACACGCGAUCGCGCGAGCAGUAGCUCGACUCCCUCGCGCCAAAAGAGAUUUACUCGGGGAAAGUCGUCGCGAGUAGCAUUCCUGACCCGUUGAGAUUUUCCUUCCGCCGAUAUCUUGUAUAUGGGCACCUUUGUCCGAUCGAUGCCGGUGGGCGAUUCGCGACGAUCGAUGAGUUUCAAUUCGACGUGAUUGAAUAAAUAUCGGAGCGGAUCGGAGUGAGCCAAAGGUGAAAAAGAGUGGGCGGGGGAAAUUGGCGCCAGGAGCAACGAUAUCGGUAUCGGACGGUGAGAAAAGAAGAGCGAAGAAGGACGACGAAGGCCAACGGAAUGCUCGACUUGGAACAACAGGCCAAUCAGACACAGGCAUUGGCCUCGCUCGAUGACGACUGGCACCUGCUCGAGGGUUCUAAGAUGAGAUUGGAGGAGGAUCUGGUGAUCCGCAGGAGCCGACCCACAAUGAUCUCCGCCAAGUAUCGCGCCCGCGAGGAACGCCGCCGUCUGCUCAAGAUAUCCGCCGGCAAGCUGAGGAAGAUCGAGGAUCCUGAGGCGAGCCUUUGCCGAUCGGUUCUGAUAAAUAACGCGGUACGACGGUUGCAGCGUGAAAAUCGGGACGAGAAGACACGGAGUUACGGUACACUUCCAGUGGUGGCAUCGUACAUGGACGACGCCAGCAAGGAAAACAACAUCGCCGGCAGCCUGAUCGACGUAACGGACGAGGAAACUUGCUCCAAGAAGAGGUUGGCCGACGAUUCGAGAAACGACGGACUCAAUUCGAAGCGGCACAGGCACGAUGACUUGGACUUGCAGGACGACGUAUUCAGCGAGUUCUACAUAUUGCCGUCGCCACGUUUACUCUCGCACAUCGACGAGAUUCAGCCAGAAUCAGUAGCGUCGCAUCACAAUGGCAAUCACCAUCUGGGCUUCCCGGAGGACCGGCUGAGCGGUGGGCUGGCUGAUGGGCGAUCGAACGGCACAAGUAGCACCUCCGCGACCACUCACGGCAACGGCAUCGACAGCGCGACAAGCUGCCAUUCCGUGCUCUUCCCCGGCGUCGGAGACCUCGACGACGCGAGUGUGCAACUCUCGAGACCGGGUGCCGACAUGAUGGAGGUGGCCGACGUAGUCGAUCCCGAUCGGCUUUGCGACUUUUCCAGAUUCGCCGACUCGGCAAAGACGCUCGAGGAACGACUGGCCGAGCUGCAAUCCUUGGACGAACAUUUCGACCUCACCAAGUUCGAGCGAAACAACAAUCAGAGUUGCGGCCGCGCCUUCCAUGACAUACAGACCUUCCACAGCUUGGUGCCGGGUCUGGAGACUUAGACGGCGAUACCGUGUUGCCCUUGUCUCGAGCCAACGGUCUUGCGGAACAUUUGCGCCAAUGGCGACAGUGAUGCCGACUUUGCGGCACGCAGAAUCAACGCCUGACGAGGAGUUGAGCGUAAACCCAUCGUUCGCCUUAUCCUCGUGGCUUAUCCACGUGCGCUCGUAGAUGGAAACCGCGUGGUCAAACGAUGCCGACGUUUCAAAUACUCUUAACGAUUGCUUACCGUGGGCAAACAGAUGGGCCAAUUUUUAUGGUAUCUUGUUAUUCGUCUGUUAACAUUAGACUCGCGACAUCAAUUUAAUAAAAGCAAAAACAAGUUUUUUAACUAACAACUUUUUAACUACAAAGAGCGACAUUUUUUAACGGGACUAAAAUAACACAUUUUAAUGUUGAUGAGAUUCAAACGUGCAUUCGAUAUAUAUCUCAAUUUUUACUUUGAACAUUUAAAUUAUACGCUUAAUUAUUAUAUGGAGAAUGUGUAUAUGUACGAUAUUUCGGUCAUAUCGUAUACAUAUGUUGCCUACAAGUCUGACUCAUGUUGGUAAUGAUCCACUUACAGCACUGACUCAAUGUUCAACGCAUACGAGAUACCCAAUAAUACAGUGAACGUACACUACUUUGUAAAUGGCCUUUUUGUUUAGCAGUAAUCAUAUUGUUACUGUUAGUAAGACCGUUUAUCAUUAGUUGAACAAUUUACAUACGUAAAAGAAUCACGAGGACAUUUCCAAUUUUAAAUAUGUUAUCGACACAUACACGUUGUAUACAGGCGAGACCAGCGAUUAGAAGAGUUUAUCGAGAAAAAUUUAUUAUAAAACAAAUUAUUAAAAUGUCUCAAUAGUUAACAAAUUAUUUUUCUACAUUCUUCUAUCACAUUUGUCUUCUUAAUCUUUACUUUGGCAGACAUCAUUGCUGGCUUUGCUCUUGAUAUUGCGCUCCAUCUAUUUAUAACCUGUGGUUAGAGUAUACUGCCUUUUCUAACAAUUUUUUUUUAAGGAAUAAAAUUAAUUCUCUUUCAUAAAUAUUUCAAAUUUACUUUUUUAUAAUAUCAUUUUGGUAAAUUGUUAUAAAUCUACUAGUUGAAGGAAAAAAAAAUAUAGUUGUAAUAUGAAUUUGUUGAAUUUUUACAACUGUCAAUGUCACUGUAAAUGGUGAACUUGUCUUGCGUAAUCAUGAGUCACGUGCCGCCAGGUGUCCUCCGCGUUAUUCGCCCAACCUUGCCCGCGGCCUGAAUCACUUUGCGUCGAAGCACCUCGCAGUGCCGAAGCAUCUUGGAGAUAUACGUACAUACGUGUCUGCAUAUUGUUCUCCACAACAUUCGACACAAACUUUUUCGGCAAUCUUCGGCAUGACACACGCAAAGCGCGCGCGUAUGCACACAUUGUUUGUACAUACACAGAUAGAUUUUUAAUAACAUGUUAAGAAUAUAGGAUGAAUUAUAUCGAGAGAGAUAGCAUACCGAGGUAGAACUAUGAACGCGCGUCGAAAGCAGCUUAGCGUCAAUAAAAUUUGAAAAUAUCGUUUCGAAUCGUAGUCGAGGUGACUACAAUUUGGUCGUUUCUUUGAAUUUUUAUUCAAAGACGAAACAUGAAAGGUUGCGUAAUCUCCGAGGUGUAUAAAAAAUGGCGUUAAACGCACUUUCUUUUCCGCGUUGCGUUCAAAAACACAUUGCUCUACAGUGCUUCUCUCGACUAGCCAUACAGAAAACUUGCAUCUUUGCAAUGCAGUUUUCUCUGUGGAAAAAUUUGAAAUUUAGUAUUGUUAUCAAUAUAAAUUUCGGCACUCUCAAAUGUGAAUGACUGUUUUUAAACGGUGGUUCUAAUGCGGUGCAAUUCGUUCCGGAGCACGUCCUCCGAAGAUCGUCUUGUAAGCGCGACGAAAGACAACACGCUCUCACGUAAACGCCACAACGAGCCUCAGCUGUUGUACGUGAUUGCAACAUUUUCGUUAAUGAUAUUUCUUUAUAUUCGAAAAGUAGACGCCUUGAUAAGCAAUAGUUGUACUUGCCUACUGGUGCUUUCCUCUCUCUUUCUUUCUCUUUCUCUCUUUUACGGAAAAUCCAUCAUGUAUACAUACACAACUAAAGUUAAAGUUGAACGGAAUGAAGGAAUCACAAAAUUUGAGUUUCGCUAAUCUAUUAUAAAAUUAUGACAAGGUUCAAACAUGGGAGGAUAAUUCCGAUUUCCUAUUUUCCGCAGAUACGAUAACGCCAAAUUUGUAUCCUUUGAGUGUUUUAAAAGUAUUUUAUCGGGCGCGUAUAUAAAUUUAAUUUUCGAUGGCUAUACACUUGAUCGUCAUUUAUCAUUUAUAAGGUUCUUUUGCUUCCUGUGAAACGAUGCGUUUAGUAUCUGGCAAAGGAAAAAGAGAACGCGGCGAUCAACGUGGGAGCUCAUCGAGAAGUCACUACCGCGAUAUCACUAGAGAAAACUUUUGUGUUUAUCGCUACAAGAAUAUUUUAUUAUUUUAUUAUCAACCGAUACGGUGAAGCAUUUCUUAAAUUUAAUUAUUGUUAAUAUCUUCUGGUUCUUAACUCUUAAAAAUUGUUUUCCUUUUAUCGAAAUUGAGUUUUCAUUUAGUUUUAUAUUAAGGAAGCGUCUAUAUUAUUUGUAAACAUUGUAUAAUGUACAGACGGUAUAUAUACGGAGCAUUAAUGAUGUCCAAUGCGCCUUGACGUUAAAGAAACCAACAUUUUCUCAUUUAAAUACAACUGCUUGACACAAAAGAAAUAACUGGACGAUGUUAACGCUCCCGAUUAUACAUACAUUGAAGAUAGCUGAAUCAUCAUGUCGAGCGGCCAAGUAUCGUUACGAGUCCUUCAGGAAUUCUUGACGGAUUUCUUUUAGUGCAAUGUCUUCAUUUCGGGUAUUUGCCAAUCCGUUUUUUCACGAUACUUUUACCGGCGAUUUUUACGUUUGUUCAAUUGCUCUGCUCGUGCCGCACGAAUACCUACAUUCUAAAUAAUUUGCGUUACGAAAUUAUUUAAUGCCACGAAACGAUAGGUACGUAUACCGAUGAACACGGUAUUGUUGCGUUCUCUGUGCGAUAUUCUUGUACGCGCGUGCAACGAUUGUAUCAUCUUUUGAAAUAACGCACGAAGAAAGACCUACUGAUUUAUUGGCUGCGUAUGCGCGCAGCCACGUUUUGUUGGUCAGUUUCGUUGGUCGGCAAGCACGCAAUCCUCUCUGUCUCUAACUUAUUUAUCCCUCACAAAAGUGCUAAAAGGAAUUGGAUAAUGUUUCGGAAUGAUUUGUCUCCCAUAUACAUGUCGCUUCUGCCAUCGCAAGCAAGUAAAGUCAUUUUUUUCCCCGAGAGUUUGUAAAAGAAAUUUCUACGUUGUAUGUCUUCUUUGGAGAUACAUAUCGAUUAUGUAGGCAGUAUCCGCUAUAUGAAACCGAAACAAAUUUGGCCGUAUAACUUUGUAGUCCGCCAAUCGAUAUCGUUAUCAGCGAUACUAUUUUCGACAAUUCUGAUAUUUAUGACAAUUGAGAAAAGGAAAAUAUGUUUGAAAAAGCAGGGGAAGCACUAUGUGGGUAGAGACAAUUCCGUCGCAGAGUCUGAACGCACAGACAGAUCCAAACUUCCUUCGAACGCCUGGGCCACGUUUCUGAAAAAUGUGUACAAUGUGUGUCUAGCGUAACGGGUAAGAAUUUACGUGUAUAGCUCUCCCGGCACCUACGCUACACACAUGGCGAAAAACACGGCUCAAUGCGUUUACUUGUAAAUAGUCGCCUUAGCACUACUAAGAUAAUUAGACAUGUAUAAAGUUUCAUACGUUGUUUAGGUUUCUAGUGUCAGUUAUAUCCGAAAUCAGUUACCAAUUAUAUGAACAAAUUGCAAAUAAACUGCAAAGCAACAAUCGCUGUCUCUUUCAUUUCUUCCUCGUGCCGCAAUAUUUCUAAUAAAAGAAGAAGAACUAGAAACAAUAACAAGAUUAUACAUAUAUAUAUAUUAUACAUAGUUUAUUUAUCAUUAUAUAAUUAUCAUCAUGUACAUUAUGUAAAUUGCAAUGGCAGUGGUAAUGAAAUGGGAGGCUGCACACUU
Messenger RNA from Vollenhovia emeryi, 5775 nucleotides. RefSeq lists its product as uncharacterized. The coding region runs from base 741 to 1733 and encodes 330 amino acids. NCBI's taxonomy places the organism in Eukaryota, Metazoa, Arthropoda, Insecta, Hymenoptera, Formicidae. Gene Ontology annotation, cellular component: nucleus. The record is from RefSeq and is a predicted model, not a curated record. The transcript is spliced from 3 exons. Gene Ontology annotation, molecular function: transcription regulator activity.